AUGUCCAACUUCGGCGGCAACGCCGGCCAGGACUGGGAGACCGUAAAUGUGGGCCGCUCGACCAAGCCUUUCAAGAAGCCGACGCAGGGCGACAAGAAGCAGAGCCUGACCUCGGCGCAGCGGAGCGGCGCCGCCGUGUCCCAGGCGCGCCAGUUCGCCACCGCGAAUAAAUCUGUGGGCGGCCACGGCCCGAUGGGCACCUCGGCUGGCGCCGGCGCGCGCAAGCUCGCCGAGGAGACCGAAACGUUCAAGGUCCAGAAGACGGGCCUCGCCUUCGGCAAGGCGUUGAUGCAAGCUAGAAUGGCCAAGAAGCCACGUCCCAGAAGGACCUCGGCACGAAGAUCAACGAAGCCCCAGGUCAUCCAGCAGUACGAGCAGGGCAAGGCCGUGCCCAACCCUGCGAUCAUCUCGAAACUCGAGCGCGCGCUCGGCGCGAAGCUGCCGCGGCCGCCGAAGGUGAAGAAGGUGAAGGAGUGAGCGACGCGCGUCUGUGUAACAACGUAUCUUAAGAGUAGACCAAGUUCCUUACGCGGCCCGGGGAUUCCUAGCUAGCCGAGGAGGACGGACCCGAAGCAUGCCAGACUCCUGUGGUCGAGUGCAUCGACGUCGGCGACGGCCUGGUAAGGAGACCACGAGCCGUCGUUGGCGCGCUCAAACGCCGCGCCGUCGUGGUAAAAGGCGACGAUGCGGCCAUUGUGGACGCAGGAGCAACGACGCCCGCCCGGCCUUGGCGGGCCUGGGAUCUCGGUCCACGUAUCGGAGUGAGGGUCAUACCUCACCGAAAAGCUCCCGUCGACACAAAAUAACUUCCCGUCAACAGCAAGCGCCGCAGCAAAUUCUUCACCGUCCGGUUUCGACGCCCCCACUCGCCAGGUCCUAGUGGGGAUGUCAUAAAUCUGCAAAAUAUUUGUCGAGGCCAUCUCCGGGCCUGCCUCGUAGCCUCCUAGAACGAAGAGCUGGUCGCCGAUGACGGCCGACACCGCGCACAUACAGGCGUGUGGCAUAGAAGGCAACGUCUCCCACAAUCCCGUUACUUCGUUGAACGCGUGGAGAGAACUAAGAUAGCCCCCGGUGUUGGCCACGUACCCGCCGGCGACGUAAAGCAGCCCGGAGCCGUGCCAAAGCAUGCAUUGCCCCUUUUGAUUUUGCGGGAGCGUUGCGAACCGACUCCAUCGGCAUGUAGAGGCAUCCAUAACUAAGAUUUCAUUACCAGUUUUUACAUUGGUGCAGAAAAAUAUCCGGGCGGCGCCGUCGGUCGUCGACUCAAUUAUAGACACUUUGUGUUCAAAAAAGGAUUCCGCGAACCCCCUUUUUUGCGCCGCGUGGAUCUCCAAACAUCCGUCUAUACUUUCGUCCUGGUUAAUUCUAAAACGACCUGAGAGGAGGAGGACGGCGCGUUCCGCGAAGCCAAACUCCCGGCGUAAGCGGAGAAAUCUCGGGCCACGUAUGAUCGCGCGAAAGGCGCCACAAGCAGCGGCCGCGGCGCCGUGGUCGUCGCGGGGAAUACCCACGAGGACGCGCUGCAGGAGGUCAUCUGGAAGGCCCAGUAGAGGCGAGCUAUUUGUGGUCGCCAUGCUUUUGCAAGUACGCCAGGUUAUAAUUAUGAGUCCCGCGUCGCCGGUCUACAAAUUUUAGACCCGCGCGACAAAGUUAGGAAUCGCGAGCUAGCGUCAUGUAAGAUACUAGGGAUGCCUAGCACGCGCGGCGGGGCUUUUUUGGAGGCUGCUGCAAGCUAAGGGCUCGUCCACGCACGGCCAGGAAUCACUCUAGCUCUCGCGACAACGCCUGCGCGCCAACGCGCCCCACCGCUGUGCCGCUUGGCUAGUAGUCCAUCCGACUCGCUGCGCCGCCGCGCCGCAGCGCUACCAAAAAAUGGCUAGCUACGCCGACCUCCACGCCGCCGUCCAGGCGGACCCGCGGAGCCUGCCCAAGAUCGCGGCGCUCCUCAAACUGAUCCGACGCAGAAGCUGCGCCAGUCCCAGGUCGUCCGCGACGCACGGAAGACGGCGCUGCAGGACCCCGACGGGCGGCCCGUGUUCUAGGCGACGACGUCUGGGCCGUCUACGAGCAGACCUUGGUGGCGGCGUUGGACGUCGACGACGCCGCUGCGAGACGCCUGCCAGCGCUCUACUGAAGAGGUUUGGGCGCGAACCCGCCGUCCCAGCGACUAGAACGGCUGGAGGGCCUCGUGGCCGAGGCGGCGGGCGACUGGGAGGCAGCGCUCCAAAGGUACAAGGGCGUCCUCGCGCAGAACCCGCGAACUCGACGGCUCUGAAACGCGAGGUCUGCGUCGUCGAGGCCAAGGGCGCCGGGCGCGAGGCCGUCAUCGCGGCACUCACGAAGCUGACGGCGACGUGCCAGAGCGACCGCGGCGCGUGGCAGGCCCUCGCCGAGGCCCACGCGGCGGCCUACCGCUUCUCGGACGCCAUUUUCUGCUACGAAGAACUCACAUUGUUCGACCCGACGGCGCAGCACUACAUGCGGAGAUUGGGAGAGCUCUACUACUCGUGGGCUGCGUCGACGACGGCGAAGCGCGAGCCUCACGCCUACAGAAAAGCGCGUCUACUUCGCGAAGAGCUUGGAGCUGCUCGGCCCGAAGCACAACCCGCGGGCCGCGACGGGCCUGCUGCUGACGUGCUCCGCCAUCAAGCUCGACGUCCGCGGGCGGAAAUCGGACCCCGACGACGAGCUUAACGCGGCGCUGGGUUCGCUCGCGGCCUCGAAGCUCAAGGCCGCCUACGCGAACGUGGACCCGUUCCUGCGGGAGUGCAACGAAAAGUUGCUGGCCGCGCACGCGCCGCCGUACGCGCGCCUGUUGCCGAAGAAGAACGAGGAGACGGUUUCGGCGACGACGGUGGCCGUCGAGAAGCUGGUUGUCGACGAUAUUGCUCAGGAGUAG
Messenger RNA from Pelagomonas calceolata, 2899 nucleotides. NCBI's taxonomy places the organism in Eukaryota, Pelagophyceae, Pelagomonadales, Pelagomonadaceae. The record is from the annotation of a GenBank genome assembly.